Molecule: messenger RNA, 856 nt
Organism: Funneliformis geosporum
Lineage: Eukaryota; Fungi; Glomeromycota; Glomeromycetes; Glomerales; Glomeraceae
Source: the annotation of a GenBank genome assembly
AUGAAAUUAAAGGAGAUUGAAAUAAUUGGAAAGUUAGAGCAAGAAAACAGUUCUUUAAAAGAAAAAUUGGCUCAGUUAGAAAAAAUUGGAACUACUGAUUCCGUAUACAUAUUUAUCGACAACUCAAAUGUAUAUGUUCAAGGAAAAAAGGAGAUAGCCUGGCGUGAACCUGUGAAAGAAAACCUGGUUCAAAUCGAUUACGGUAAAUUAGUUGAAACGGUUCAAGAUGGUCGACAUAUGGGCGCUGUUCCUAUUGUCGUUGGUUCGCGUCCCCCUCCCGAAGAUACAUUAUGGAAAUAUCUUAGGAAAGAGCUUGGGUAUAAUGUUUUCACAUACAACCGAAAUUUUCUAAAUCGAGAAAAGGAAGUUGACUCAGAAGUAUCUAUACGUGUUUGUAAUACAAUUGCUAAAUACGUCCCCGGUACGGUCAUAUUAAUCGCUGGAGAUGGCGACUACGGUCCGGUAAUGAGAGAAGCCCUUGAUAGUGAUUGGACAAUUGAAGUGUGGUUCUGGACAGAGGGAUUAUUAAAACGCCUUAAAAAAAUGGAUGUCGGGCACCCUGAAUACAAAGAAGCCUUUGCUUUACGAACUAUCAUUAUAAACCUGGAUGUUUACUAUAAAAAAUUCAUGUUUGCCCGUGGAUAUAAUAAUAAUGCAGGAAUGAAGUAUCUUCAAAUUUUUACAGACCUAGUUAAGGACAGCGAUAUAAUGGAAUGUUACAUAGCAAUGGACUUGUUUGGCUGGUGGUACAGGCCAGAUCCGAACACUUUGAAAUUGUAUGUUAGGACUUAUCAUCAAUGGGAGGAAAUAAAGAACUUGAUAACGCACAAAUAUCCUAAUGCUAAGGAAGUGGGAG